UCUCCUCAGAGCCAAGCAAGCCAGUGCAGUGAAAGUGUCCACCAGUGUGCAGUGACGCAGGAGCCUUAACAUACCCCAACGCUUGGAUUUCUGGAUUAACAGUGAUAGUUACUCUGCAAACCGAUUUCCUACUAUAUAAUUCUUGAGAGACAUCUAUGGGCAACGCUGUACAGAAGAUCCGCGCUCGAUUGGUCAUGGAGCGCGCUCACGCCCACGGUAUCCCCGCCCAAGCGGUGUUCUACCCUGACCGCAGCCGCAGCCCCGACGGCCGCAAGUCGUCCACAGGGUCGUCCAGCGAGGCCUCGUGGACCAGCGCCCAAGACGACCCCCUUGACGCUGCGCUCGAGUCGUUCGACGACCUCCACGACCCAGACGGCGCCCUGAGCGACCUCCUAGCCCGCACGGGAGAGGACGACUUCAUGAAGGCCGUCCUAUCCUUCUGCUCCUACAUGGACGGCAGGAUGGACACACUCGAUAAUUCUCGUAUCUACGACGAGUUCAGGUCGUACACCGCGUGUGGUGCACUCAAGGUCUCUGUGGCGUGAGUGCCUCUUUCACCUACCUGUUGAGACUUGCUUUAUGUCUGCAGCAUCUCCAGAAUGCCAUGCUACGCUUCAACACAAGUAUGAGAUGAAUUUCUUCUGCGAGAUGAGAUGCGCUCCGCUCCCAGAUGCUGGGGAGGGCGGAGGGCGCCGGAAAUGUCACGCGGAAGUGGCUGCUGCCGUAAGGCAACGGUCGGUCACCCUUAAGAGGCUCAGAUUACCGUCGCCAUAGCACUGUGUCGCCCCCUCCUUGUUGUCUGGGGCGACGGUGGCGCCAUCGUCGCCCCAGUGGAGAGCGGGAGCAUUACCUUCCGCGUGGGAAUAUUAAAGAUUAGUCCGACGCGCUGUUUGUCCUUCAAUGGGAUUAUGCGCACUCAAGUGGUCGUCACAGUUGUACAGUGAAGCUCUUAACGUGCCUCACAGAUGGGGGGGGAUGCUGGGGUAGUAGCAUCAGCAGACGUCAGAGAUCACAUCUCUUCAAGCACGUCAGUCCACAUUACCUCUCCUCCCCCACUGGCUCGGUCCAUCCCAUUAUGUGUGUUGUGUACAUAUAACAUAUAGUUAUUUCUAUCAAUGUAAAUAUAUCUGUCGAUAUGGAUCUCUCUUGCAGUAUGCCUCAAAGGCAAGUGGUGUGUGUGAGUGUACUGUGUACUACACUGGGAGUACAUGGGAGAUUGUACGCUCUUAAAUGUGCCAAAUAUUGAAGCAUUACAGCACUCACUCGUCAGUCUGUAGUUGAUGAGGUUCCUCAAGACUUUCCCCCUGUGAGAUGCUGUAAUGUAGUCUGGUUCUUGCUGUACCCACGUCUGUAUUUGCCUGGUGGGCUCUGUGAUACUGUGUGUAUGUCUGGCUACAAGUACCUGUAUAUUGUGUAUGAAUGGUUCUUGAAGGGUUGUAUAUGCACCACGGAUACAUGGUUGUAUGAAGUAUGUUUUGGUACAGAGAAACUGUAAACAUAUAAGUUCCGUGCCUACCACUGCCUUUACUGGAUACAUUAUAAAUAUUCUGUUCACAUACCAUUACUGUAUUAAAAUGUAUGAUGGUUGUAUUUCCUCACUAAAUUACUUGGAUACAUUUUCCAUUGCUAUAUUUAUAGUGAAAUUAUCAAUAUUUAUUUCCCUUAAUUUAAUAAUAAAUUAUGUAUUUAUUCAAUCUAAAAAAAAAUCUAAUUUAAUUAAAAUGAAAAAAAAAGUAUUCUGUAUUUCAAAAGUAAAGCAUUAAAUAAAAUGUGUUCCCAAUAUCUAAUUAAAAUUGAAACAAAGAAAGUUGUAUAAUGUAUUGUGAUUUAUUUCUGUAUAAGCCAUUGUAGGCUGUGUGGUAGAUGCCUAUGGACACUGUACCUAUGUAUUAUAUUUAUAUAAAAUUAUUUUCAUAUUACAAAA
Procambarus clarkii (red swamp crayfish) is the source of this 1924-nucleotide messenger RNA. RefSeq lists its product as uncharacterized. Lineage: Eukaryota; Metazoa; Arthropoda; Malacostraca; Decapoda; Cambaridae. The record is from RefSeq and is a predicted model, not a curated record.